Molecule: messenger RNA, 10460 nt
Organism: Phyllostomus hastatus (greater spear-nosed bat)
Lineage: Eukaryota; Metazoa; Chordata; Mammalia; Chiroptera; Phyllostomidae
Gene: TNS1
Product: tensin 1
Exons: 34
Coding region: 456-5879 (1807 amino acids)
Biological process (GO): fibroblast migration
Molecular function (GO): protein binding
Source: RefSeq, a predicted model, not a curated record
GAGGCAACUUGGGAACCUCUUGCUUCCAGAUCUCUGGCCUUGAACCCUCCUGGCGCUCCUUCCCAUCCCUCAUCCCAUACGUCUCCGUACUUCACGUCCCUCAAAGCCCCGAUUCAGAAUCUUCCCCGGGGGCUGCGGUGCCCAGAAUGAUAAAAACAGGAUGCGUGUGGCCGGGCGGAGGGGAGCUGGGCUGGUGCGCCGCUGAGUUCAGAGGUAGGGCCACCAUUUGGCGAGUAACUUCUCGUCGCUGACAGACGGUGGCUGCCCCCUGCAUUCCUCCAUCCAACCAUGAACUGGUGCCGAUCAACACCGAGAGCGCACCGAAGAAUGUAGUGGACGCGGGAGAAGAAGCCUUCCGGGGUGGAAACACUCGGAAGAGUCUUGAGGAAGACGGCUCCACCAGAGUCACCCCGAGUGUCCAGCCCCAUCCCCAGCCCGUCAGUCUCCCCAAAAACAUGAGUGUGAGCCGGACCAUGGAGGACAGUUGUGAGCUGGACCUGGUAUACGUCACCGAGAGGAUCAUCGCCGUCUCCUUCCCCAGCACAGCCAAUGAGGAGAACUUCCGGAGCAACCUGCGUGAGGUGGCCCAGAUGCUCAAGUCCAAACAUGGAGGCAACUACCUGCUUUUCAACCUCUCUGAGCGGAGACCCGACAUCACAAAGCUCCACGCCAAGGUGCUGGAAUUUGGCUGGCCUGACCUCCACACCCCGGCCCUGGAGAAGAUCUGCAGCGUCUGCAAGGCCAUGGACACUUGGCUCAAUGCAGACCCCCACAAUGUCGUCGUUCUGCACAACAAGGGAAACCGAGGCAGAAUAGGAGUUGUCAUUGCCGCUUACAUGCACUACAGCAACAUUUCAGCCAGCGCCGACCAGGCCCUGGACCGGUUUGCAAUGAAGCGGUUCUAUGAGGAUAAGAUCGUACCCAUUGGCCAGCCGUCUCAGAGAAGGUACGUGCAUUACUUCAGCGGCCUGCUCUCGGGCACCAUCAAAAUGAACAACAAGCCCUUGUUUCUGCACCACGUGAUCAUGCACGGCAUCCCCAACUUCGAGUCUAAAGGAGGGUGUCGGCCAUUUCUCCGGAUCUACCAGGCCAUGCAGCCUGUUUAUACAUCUGGCAUCUACAAUGUCCAAGGAGACAGCCAGACCAGCAUCUGCAUCACCAUCGAGCCUGGGCUGCUCUUGAAGGGAGACAUCUUGCUGAAGUGCUACCACAAGAAGUUCCGGAGCCCAGCGCGAGAUGUCAUCUUCCGUGUGCAGUUCCACACCUGUGCCAUCCAUGACCUGGGGGUUGUCUUUGGGAAGGAGGACCUUGAUGAAGCCUUCAAAGAUGAUCGAUUUCCAGAAUACGGCAAAGUGGAAUUUGUGUUUUCGUACGGACCAGAGAAAAUUCAAGGCAUGGAACACCUGGAGAACGGGCCGAGCGUGUCGGUGGACUACAACACCUCCGACCCCCUCAUCCGCUGGGACUCCUAUGACAACUUCAGUGGGCACCGCGAGGACGGCAUGGAGGAGGUUGUGGGACAUACUCAGGGGCCCCUGGACGGGAGCCUGUAUGCCAAGGUGAAGAAGAAGGACUCCCUGCACGGCAGCACCGGGGCCGUCAACGCCACACGUCCUGCCCUGUCGGCCACCCCCAACCACGUGGAGCACACCCUGUCCGUGAGCAGCGACUCGGGCAACUCCACCGCGUCCACCAAGACAGACAAGACUGAUGAGCCUGCCCCCGGCCCCUCCAGUGCCCCUGCUGCCCUGAGCCCCGAGGAGAAGCGUGAGCUGGACCGUCUGCUCAGUGGCUUCGGCUUAGAGCGAGAGAAGCCGGGCGCCAUGUACCACACGCACCAUCUCCGGUCCCGCCUGGCGGGGGGCCCUGCUGCGCCCUCCUCUGUCCGCCACGUGGUCCCGGCCCAGGUCCAUGUCAACGGUGGGGCCUUGGCUUCUGAGCGGGAGACAGACAUUCUGGACGAUGAGCUGCCCAACCAGGACGGGCACAGUGUGGGCAGCAUGGGCACACUGUCCUCCCUGGAUGGGAUCACCAACACCAGUGAGGGAGGCUACCCAGAGGCCCUGUCCCCACUGACCAAUGGCCUGGACAAGCCCUACCCCAUGGAACCUAUGGUCAAUGGCGGGGGCUACCCCUACGAGUCUGCCAGCCGUGCAGUGCCUGCCCAUGCCGGCCACUUGGCCCCUAUGCGGCCCUCCUACUCCGCACAGGAGGGUUUAGCUGGCUACCAGCGGGACAGCCCCCACCCAGCUUGGCCACAGCCAGUGACCACCUCCCACUAUGGCCAUGACCCCAGCAGUAUGUUCCGCUCUCAGUCCUUUCCGGAAACUGAGCCCCAGCUGCCCCCAGCUCCGGCCAGGGGGGGAAGCAGUCGGGAGGCUGUGCAGAGGGGCCUCAACUCCUGGCAGCAGCAGCAGCAGCAGCAGCAGCAGCAGCAGCAGCCUCGCCCGCCUCCUCGCCAGCAGGAAAGAGCCCACUUGGAAAGUCUUGGGCCCAGCAGGCCCAGCCCCCAGCCUUUGGCAGAGACCCCCAUGCCUGGCCUCCCUGAGUUCCCAAGGGCAGCCUCCCAGCAGGAGAUCGAGCAGUCCAUUGAAGCCCUCAACAUGCUGAUGCUGGAUCUGGAGCCAGCUGCUGCGGCUGCCACCCCCCUGCACAAGUCCCAGAGUGUCCCUGGGGCCUGGCCAGGGGCCUCCCCACUCUCCUCCCAGCCUCUUUCCUGCUCCUCCUACCAGUCCCAUCCACUGACCCAGUCCAGAUCUGGCUACAUCCCCAGUGGGCAUUCCUUGGGAACCCCCGAGACGGCCCUGCGAGCCUCGCCAGAGUCUGCCCCUCCUGGCAGGUCUUACUCACCUUAUGAUUACCAGCCGUGUCCAGCUGGGCCCAACCAGAGUUACCGUCCAAAGAGCCCAGCCUCUCCCUCCUCCUUGCCCGCCUUCCUUUCAACCACCUCCAACCCUCCAGUGCCUCAGCAACCCCCGGCCUCUCUCCCUGGCCUCACCACUCAGCCUCAGCUGCCACCAAAGGAAGCGACUUCAGAUCCAUCCCGGACUCUGGAGGAGGAGCCCUUGAACCUGGAGGGACUGGUGGCCCAUCGGGUAGCAGCGUACAAUGCCAGACUGCAGGGCAUGGGGCAGAGCAGCUGCUGGCACCCUCCUCUCCACCGGCUCCGAUCUUCCUCCCUCUCUGGGGUGCAGGCUCGGGAGAAGCAGCCUGCAGAGCCCCCGGCCCCUCUCCGGAGGCGGGCGGCCAGCGAUGGACAGUACGAGAACCAGUCUUCGGAGCCCUCAUCCCCCCGGAGCCCUGGGGUUCGCUCCCCUGUCCAGUGUGUGUCCCCAGAGCUGGCUCUCACCAUUGCUCUCAAUCCUGGAGGGCGGCCCAAAGAGCCCCAUCUGCACAGCUACAAGGAGGCCUUCGAGGAGAUAGAAGGGACAUCUCCAACUAGCCCACCGCCCAGUGUGGUGCGCUCCCCUCCAGGUCUGGCCAAGACACCCCUCUCUGCUCUGGGCCUGAAACCCCACAACCCAGCGGACAUCCUGUUGCACCCCACAGGCGUCCCCAGAAGGCUGAUCCUGCCAGCGGGCAUGGGCGGUGCCACUCCGACUCUGCCACCCCCCUGGCACGGUGGCUGGAGCUUCCAUAAAGCUUUGCCCGCUUCCAGCCGGAGCUCAGGCGACCACACCAGGCUGCCUGGGGGUCGCAGAACCAGGCAUCCCCAGCAACCGAUCCCGGAGCAGGAGCCGAGGAGCUACGUCGAGUCGGUGGUACGGACGGCGGUGGCUGGGCCUCGAACUCAGGACCCUGAGUCCAAGAGCUUUAGCGCCCCAGCUGCCCAGGCUUAUGGCCACGAUACCCCCGUGAGGAACGGCGCUCUGGGCGGCUCCUUCGUCUCCCCUAGCCCCCUCUCCACCAGCAGCCCCAUCCUCAGCGCUGACAGCACUUCGGUGGGCAGUUUCCCAUCAGGGGAGAGCAGUGACCAGGGCCCCCGGACACCCACCCAGCCUCUGCUGGAUUCCGGCUUCCGCUCCGGCAGCCUGGGCCAGCCCAGCCCUUCGGCUCAGAGAAGCUACCAGAGUUCUUCUCCUCUUCCAACGGUGGGCGGCAGCUACAGCAGCCCCGACCCCUCGCUCCAGCCGUUCAGCUCCCCAGACAGCCAGGCCCGGUCUCAGUUCAAUGUAGCCGCUGUGCACACGGUACCCGGGAGCCCGCAGGCGCGCCACAGGACAGUGGGCACCAACACUCCUCCCAGUCCCGGCUUUGGCCGCCGGGCUGUCAACCCAGGCAUGGCUGCCCCCAGCAGCCCUGGUAUGAGCCACCGCCAGGUGAUGGGCCCGCCAGGAACUGGUUUCCAUGGUAACGCCGCCUCUAGUCCCCAGAGCAGUGCGGCGACCACUCCAGGAAGCCCCAGCCUGGGCCGGCACCCUGGGGCCCAUCAGGUUUCAGGCCUCCAUGGCAGCGUGGCCACCACUCCAGGGAGCCCCAGCCUGGGCCGGCACCCUGGAGCCCACCAGGGCACCUUGGCCUCCAAUCUCCACAGCAACACAAUAGCCAGCCCUGGAAGCCCCAGCCUGGGCCGUCACCUCGGAGGGCCCGGAUCUGUGGUUCCUGGCAGCCCCAGCUUGGACCGGCACGUGGCCUACGGCGGCUACUCCACCCCCGAGGACCGGAGACCGACGCUGUCCCGGCAGAGCAGCGCCUCGGGCUACCAGGCUCCUUCCACACCCUCCUUCCCGGUGUCCCCUGCCUACUACCCUGGCCUGAGCAGCCCCACCACCUCCCCCUCGCCGGAUUCAGCAGCCUUCCGGCAAGGGAGCCCGACACCGGCCUUGCCCGAGAAGUGGAGGAUGUCCAUGGGAGACCGAGCGGGCAGCCUCCCCAACUAUGCCACCGUCAACGGGAAGGCAUCCUCCUCGCCCGUCACCAGUGGCAUGUCCAGCCCCAGUGGCGGCAGCACCGUCUCCUUCUCACACACUCUGCCCGACUUCUCCAAGUACUCCAUGCCAGACAACAGCCCUGAGACCCGGGCUAAAGUGAAAUUUGUCCAGGACACUUCCAAGUAUUGGUACAAGCCCGAGAUCUCCAGAGAGCAGGCCAUCGCACUCCUGAAGGACCAGGAGCCGGGGGCCUUCAUCAUCCGUGACAGCCACUCCUUCCGAGGGGCCUACGGGCUGGCCAUGAAGGUGUCUUCUCCCCCUCCGACCAUCGUGCAGCAGAACAAAAAGGGGGACAUGACCCAUGAGCUGGUGAGACAUUUCCUGAUAGAGACCGGCCCCAGGGGGGUCAAGCUCAAGGGGUGCCCCAAUGAGCCAAACUUCGGGUCUCUCUCUGCCCUGGUCUACCAGCACUCCAUCAUCCCAUUGGCUCUGCCCUGUAAGCUGGUCAUUCCAAACCGAGACCCUACAGAUGAAUCGAAAAAUAGCUCGGGCGCUGCCAACUCAACCAGUGACCUGCUGAAGCAAGGGGCAGCCUGCAACGUGCUCUUUGUCAACUCCGUGGACAUGGAGUCACUCACGGGGCCACAGGCCAUCUCCAAAGCCAUCUCCGAGACCCUAGCUGCUGACCCCACGCCAGCUGCCACCAUCGUGCACUUCAAAGUUUCUGCCCAGGGAAUCACGCUGACCGACAACCAGAGGAAGCUCUUCUUCAGACGACACUACCCUCUCAACACUGUCACCUUCUGCGACCUGGAUCCACAGGAGAGAAAGUGGAUGAAGACAGAGGGAGGAGCCCCCGCGAAGCUCUUCGGCUUUGUGGCCCGGAAGCAGGGCAGCACCACGGACAACGCCUGCCACCUCUUUGCUGAGCUCGACCCCAACCAGCCUGCCUCUGCCAUCGUCAACUUCGUCUCCAAGGUCAUGCUGAGCGCCGGCCAGAAGAGAUGAACUCGCCCCACGCCCGGGGCCAGGGCAGUGGGGAUGGGCAUGGCGGGAGGGGACCCAUGAAUCCUGACCACCUUUGAAUCCAGAGGGAGGACUUGGGGCCAAUUUUGGAGAAGGAGAGAAGAAAGUGCAACGUGGGGAGAGGGAAGUGAAUUGCGGAGGGGAGGGGGGAGAGGGAGAGAAAGAAAGAAAAGGAUGGAGGAGGGGAACUCGAUUCCCGUGGGUGGAUGGCCGCUGCGCAACCCCGAAGCCUUCAAAACUGACCAGGUCCACCUGAUGCCCCCUCCCCCUCCCAGGGGGUGGAGCCCCUCCAGGGAGGCAGAACCGACCUCCUUGGGGGUCCACACUUUGGGGAGAAGUGGAGAAGUGUCCCUCUAGCCCAACCGCUUUGCAAGGAGAAAUCAAGUCGAGAGCAUCUUUUUCCGGCCACCUCUAGGGUACCUUACCAAACUAAGAAGAGCCAGCGUGGGGCACCAAGUGGCAGGAUGUUUGCUUUUGAAAGUAUCACAGACCUGGGGCACCUAAGGUCUCUCUGCUCUGCCUCCGAUGUAUAGUUUGCGUGGGGGAUGCAUGUGGGGUUGUGUAUAUGUCGGCACCCGCAUCCCCACUCGUGGAGUUAUAGUUGCCUCUCUGCUAGAAUUAUAAACAGGUGUACUCGCCCAGGUUCCUUGUGUUUGCGCACACACGCAUUCUGUCCAAAGCAGGUUCGAGCCGCCGCGGCACGGCAUCAGGGAGGGGACGGCAGCCUUCUCCCCGGGGGUACCCAGGAGUGUGGGUGACAGGCUCUGCCUUGGUCCCUGCACCUGUGCUCUAGCGGUCCCGAGUGCCUUUCCCUGGACCGAGAACCCAGCAGGAGUGGGGCAGCCCACCCUGCAGCGCCACCCGUUCUGCCUCCACCAGGGGGCGGGACGUUGAUUUGAGGAGGUGGAGACAUGCGUUUCCAUGGCCUUGGUUGGUGGGGGGAGAGACCCUCAGCUGCAGAUGCUGUUGACCUCUAGGCGUCUUUGCCGAAUCCUUUGGCCCAGCAGGGAGGUGGUCAGGCCGCUCCGCCAGCUCCCAGCCCUCCGCCCAUCCUUGGGUUUUGCGCCCGCACCAGCCUUAUCUCACUCAGACUUGCUUUACCUGCAUGAUGUCUUUCUGGGUGCUGGGGAUUGAGCCUUCCUGCUCUGCCCUGCCCUGCCCUGUUCUGUCCUGCAGGGUCCCUGUGUUGGGCUCAUCCUGGGGGACCUGCUUCCAGGAGCCCUGCCCAGCAAGGCCCAGGGGAGACACCUGCAGUCCUUGUCCUCGCCGCUGCGAGUGUCUGGGCUCUGACUGUUGCUGGGCUGUCCAGGGUGACCCAGCAGAGCUCUGGGGGCUGCUGCCUGUACACCACGUGGCCUGUGUACAUCACUGGAGCCUUACUCCUCCCCCUUCUGCCUUGGACUCCCCGGCAGAGCCAAACUGCCCGUGAGCAGAGGGCAGAAGGCAUGCGUGAGGCCGAAGGGCCUAGAGCGCCUCUGGGCCCUGGCGAAACCCCCAGCCUCCACCCAAAGACUCGAAGCUGACAUGGAAGGAAAAUCCACCGAGACUCCACGCUUGAGGGGCUCCUUAAGCCUCCGAGAGUCCCCUAGAGAGAGGCACUGUACUGAUAUAUAAAUAUAUAUAAUAUAUAUAUGAGACGUACUGACAGAUCCUGUAAGCUAAUAAAAUGUAAGAAAAGGUUAAAAAAAGAAUAGGUAAAUUGACAAGAAGUAUUUAUUGUUUUCCCACAUUGCUUUAUUGCCUCCUUGGGCGUAAACCAGUUCCCAUCCCUCUUUCCUGUUUGUAAGUGAAGCCUGAAAUGUCGAGGCCUUUGCCCUUGGGGCGACCAGGGGUCCCCUUGCCCUGCCUUGGCCUUCCCUGGGCUCUGCCUGGGGCUCGGCGGGGAGGGGGGCCCGUGCUCCAUCGCCUGUGCCCCCUUAUUUCCCGGCAGGCCCAGGCCUCGGCCAUCAGGCCCCGAGAUGAGCCCACUCACCGCGGUUUGAGCGAGGUUUGAGCGAGCGAGCGAGUGAGCCAGUGGGGCACGGGGGUGCGUGUGCGGGUGUCGGUGACGUGUGUGUCUUUUGUAUUCUUUCUCCUCCAAGUAGCUGCGCCUGUGUGGACACACUGUUCCAGGGCGUUGGAGAGGAGAGUGUCUGCAGGAGGCGGGCAGCGGCCCCUGGCUGCCCGGAAGUUGAGACCUUGUGCUUGGCGGCUGAGGUUCCUCCCAAGUGCCCUUCCUUCCGAGGCCUUCGGGCCAGAGGCUGGGGUUUCCCUCUGCUCAGUCCCCACGGGCCCCAGCUCUCUUCCCAGCUAGGAGGUGUUCCACCCCUUCCUUUGUAAAUAUCUCAGUGUCCCCCCCCACCCCUUCCCUACCCCGGACAGCCCCGGGGGUGUCCUCUCCACACUGAGGCUGGCCGGUGUGUUAGACCGUUGGGCGUGCCCGGGCCCAGGGUCCGCCUUCUCACGAGCUUUCCCACUGCCCACCACCGCCCACCUCCCAGGCAUGGCCAGCCCACCCCACUCAGGCCUGAGCCGAGUGUGACCCCCUGAGCAAGGACCCAGGGGCUGCUGGGAGGCUGACCAACACACUCCCUGUGCGGGAGUCAGUUUCCCAGAGUCCCUCUGGAGGGAGUCGGUUUCCCAGAGUUUGGCCUUUGCAGAAGGAUGGUGGGGAAGGGCGCCCCCGUCUCCACAGCGGCCCCCGCCCCUCGGGUCAGACACUGGCUGGGAAGACGCUGUAGCCCCACUCCCCCCCUCCGUCUCACGGUCAGGCCGUGCACCCACGCACAUGUACACGCACACCCCCCCCACAGCACUGCAGUGUACUCUUGCCAAAGAUGUCCUUUAAGAGAAAGCACUUUUAAUAAUUAUUGUUCGUAUCCUGUAAAUGUCGAUCCUUUUCUCUCUUCCCCCUUCCUCGACAUGUUUGCCGUUUAUUGUUGAGUCUGUCUGUCGGCCAGGAGAGUACUGUCUGGUCUUGAAAAUAGCCUGGGGAGGGGGGGCGCUGGGAGACGCCUGGUCAGCUGGUGACCGCUCCAGGCCCAGCCUGCUUCUCGCUGUCCAGCCAGGCCCCACGGCGGACCUGGCCCAGUGUUGGCCGUGUGGCUCUUCCCAGGUGGAGCAAGAGGGGAGCACCGGGCAUGGGAGCAAUGGAGAGAUGACCCCAGAGGGGAAAUGCAGGGGGAGGUGAGCUGUUUGACCAACCUCCAAGGGCGACCGGAAUCCCCUACCCCGAGGCCGUGGUGUUACCAGCCAGGCGUGUGAGGGACAGACCGGGCAGGUUUGGGAAAGGCCCUCUGACCUGGGCUCUCAUGGAAGCUUUUCCUGCAGUGGCUCCUAAAGCGCGUGGACUUCCAGAAUUCCUCCCCCUCCACUGGGUUCCGAGGACUCCCUGGGCGCGUCAGGCACUGGCAGGGCAGAGGGUGCUCGGUGGCUGUGUGACCAUAAGUGGAGGCAGCUGGCUGGACAGGUGUGAUCCUUCGGCCCAGGGGCUCCCAGGAGGGGGGUGACCAGGACGUCCUUCCGCCCCUCCCUCGAGGGCGCAAGCAGAGACCGGCCGGCAGCUCCUGCCGGGCAGGGUGUGGAGGCGUCUGCAGGUGGAGCAGCACCUGUGCCCUGGACGUGCACCGCCACCCUACCUCCCGGGGCCUCUGCCCUUCGGUGUUUCUUCCCACCUGGGGAGCAAGCGGGCCGAUGGCCUGUCCAAAGGCAGUCUCCUGCCCCCGUGCCUCCCUCGCUCGGGGUCCUUGGAGAGGUCAGCGGCAGGGGCCUGGAGCCAGUCCUCACCCGGGGCCAGGCCCCGGGGUCCCAGGCUGGAGGCCCCCGGCCGGUGGUAACACGGGACGUGUGUGCGUGUGCGUGCAAGUGUGGGUGUCUGUGUGUGCGCAUUUUGCUUGUAUCUCUAGGGAAGUGCGGGGUUGGGUUGCAGGAGGUGGGCAAGAGGAGGACGUCACCUUUAAUGCCAUCCCACGUGGAAGGAAUCAGGAGGCGGGGCCUGCAGGGCGCCCACGGGGGGGGCUCUCCGCGCUGCCGAUGGGGUGAGGCUCUGCUGUCCUCGCACGGUCGAUCGAAGUGUUGGAGGACCUCUAGCCGCUGCGUGAUUGUGGAGGGAUGUCCCCAGUGUGUUUUCUGAUCAGUGUCGAGCGGUUCGAGACUCUCCUGUGUCCGUGUGUGGUCUGUGUGUGUGUGUGUGUGUGUGUGUGUGAGGAGCACACCUGUGACUGCAUGCUGUGUUUCCCCACUCCUCCCCUCCUCCCUCUGACCUGCCACUCGAAACAAGCGUGGGAAGUUCCUCCUGCCCCACCCCUACCCCCACUCCGCCCCUGCCUCCCAGCCCUCUGCCGGAAAAACAAUAACCCAGCUCCUCCCACCCCCUGACUGUAUUUAUAUAGUUGGAAAUAUACCUUCUGUUUUCUAUCCUUGUGCCUAUAACCUCCGCCACCUUGUAUAAACCCUGGUGUAUGCUCCUUACCCCGGACACGAAUGUAUUGUACACUGAUGCUGUCCCGCUCCUGUACAGCUGCUUCAAUGUUUCUUUGCGACCCAUUGUAUGGCUUUAUAAAUGAUAAAGUGGAAGAAAAACCA